UGAUGGAUGACAGUACACAGCGGUGUUGUUCCAUUAGAAACUGAAAGAAUGGUAACUCAGAAUGACUGCAACAUUCCCGAAAGAAUUGAAUUUGUGAAAGAUGGGAAACUCGGAGCUAAGAAUCAAACUGGAAAUGGCACGAUAUUUCGUGAAAGUCAUCAUAGUCUGAAGCACUUCAAAGCCUCCACUACGUCUUCAAUGACCACUAGUAAAAGUGGUUAUGAUGGAAAUUGGAUUACUCCUUGUUCUUCUACUACUUUGGAGUGGAAAAGAAUCUUUCGUAGUGGAAAAGGUUUGAGAAACCUGGGAAAUACCUGCUUCCUGAAUGCUGCGUUACAGUCUUUGUUACACUGUCCACCGUUUGCCACAGCCUUGUUGGAAAAAAUAUUUUCUGCAGCAUCCAAUUGUCCAUCUCAUUCGGGAUACUGUAGUAUUUGUGCCGUAGAGAAGACUGCCCAAAAUGUUUUUUCUUCGGACACUUCCUUUCAGAGCUAUUCUCCAGUAGAUUUGGUUCGAAACUUGAAAGUUUUGUCCAGAAAUUUUACUCCAGGAAGACAAGCAGAUGCUCAUGAAUAUAUUCGUUUUUUACUUGAUGAUAUGAAUCGUAUCUUAUUGGGAAUACCAAGAGGCAAACUUUGUCAUGACCGACAACAAGAAAUGCAUACUUUGGUCCAUGAGAUAUUUGGUGGUUGUUAUGAGUCUAAAGUAUCUUGCCAAAAUUGUGGUUCAAGUUCAGACACUGUUGAACCUUUUUUAGAUGUUUCUCUGGAUUUGGAAGGUGUCAGUACACUUGCUAAGGCAUUGAAGGGUUUUACUACUCCGGAGCGUUUGUUUGGACCUAAUCGAUACUUUUGUUCUCAAUGUAAACAAAGGACGGAUGCUUCCAAAGUAUUUCAGUUUCGACGAAUACCUAACGUUUUCAUUUUCCAUUUAAAACGGUUUCGAUUGAGUAAGAAGGAAAACAAAUUUGUUUCUUAUGAUGAAACUUUUGAUUUUUCCCCAUUCAUUCCUUUGAAAGGAAAUAGCAUUCGGAAACCUGUGUAUUAUCGUCUUUGUGCAGUUAUUGUACAUGAAGGUUUUAGUAUUCAUGGUGGGCAUUAUUAUGCUUACGUUCGCAAUAGCAAUGGAAUCUGGUACUUGAAAGAUGAUGAAUGCACAAGCCGUGUUGUCCAGCAGAAAGUGAAUAAUACUGAGAAAGUGGAUACGACAAAGAGCAAUUGUUCAAAUUUGCAACGAGUGACGGAACCGUGUAGCUCAAAUGAGGAAUGGAAGCUUGAUAAGAAGCCUAACAUGGAUAGGCUUUCACAGAUCAACGGUCAAUAUCCAGAAAUGACAAUCCAAAGACAUGACAUUUCUUUACUUGCGUUUCAUCGUCUUCAGAUGACGAUGCAAAGGCUUCAUGGGACAAUAGGACUUCACGUAAAGCAUGCAUUGAAUACUUCGUUCCAUGCGCAGUUGCGUAGAAAAAUAUUUCCUCAUGACGAUGUUGAAAUGGUUUCACAAGCAAAUAGAUAUACCGAACAACAGAAGAAAGAUAAUGUCAUUCUCAAAACAGGAAGACAGGGCACCAAGAAAAAAGUAGAAGACAUGCCUUCACCAUUUUCAGUGGGAACAUGGAAUAACUGUUCAUUAUUGAGCCAAUCAAGAAAAGAGUUGUUUUCGAGAGAAGGGAACCAACCAGCUCUUGGUGAAAAACGUGAUUUGUGGGAUAUUGAAUAUGAUAGAGGAAAACAAAGAAAGAGAAGAAAGAGGCAAAAUGUAGUACAGAACUUUUCAAAAUAUGCAACGAAAGGAACAAACAAGAACGGCCAUGUAUCAAUAUAGGAAUAGACACCAUUUUUGAAAAUGUAGUAAUGAUUUUAUACAAAGUUGAAUGAUGCCGUACUUGGGUAAUCAGAGUUUACCGGUGAUGCCUGAAGCCAAAGCAUGGGAUUCUUACGCAGAACCAUUCCAUCCAUAAAAGGCUACAUUGAAACUAUUGAGUUCUACUUGAAAUAUCUGCCUAAAUAGAAAAAACUAUACUAUUCACUGAAUCUGCCUAUUGGAUUAGUUUACAAGUAACUCUCAAGAGAAGAAAACAAGCUUAGGAAAAAUGAAUGUCCCUAAAAUAAACUCCCUGUACAAUAA
Messenger RNA from Galdieria sulphuraria, 2127 nucleotides. RefSeq names its product ubiquitin carboxyl-terminal hydrolase 36/42. Gene Ontology annotation, biological process: protein deubiquitination. The record is from RefSeq and is a predicted model, not a curated record. Gene Ontology annotation, molecular function: cysteine-type endopeptidase activity; cysteine-type deubiquitinase activity. The coding region runs from base 7 to 1824 and encodes 605 amino acids. The transcript has 2 exons. NCBI's taxonomy places the organism in Eukaryota, Rhodophyta, Bangiophyceae, Galdieriales, Galdieriaceae. Gene Ontology annotation, cellular component: cytosol; nucleus.